Messenger RNA from Rhododendron vialii, 999 nucleotides. Its product is annotated as zinc finger A20 and AN1 domain-containing stress-associated protein 5-like. The record is from RefSeq and is a predicted model, not a curated record. Gene Ontology annotation, molecular function: zinc ion binding; ubiquitin-protein transferase activity. NCBI's taxonomy places the organism in Eukaryota, Viridiplantae, Streptophyta, Magnoliopsida, Ericales, Ericaceae. Gene Ontology annotation, biological process: protein ubiquitination. The coding region runs from base 323 to 763 and encodes 146 amino acids. The transcript has a single exon.
AGGUUUGUUGCCGCCCAUAGGGUGAGACAUGGACUGAGAUUAGUUACUCCAUUUGGGCACGUGAACUAAGAUAAAAAGUGGGUGCACAUGGGCACUCCCCCCACCUAGUGAGGCCCAUAUUCCAUCACCAUUACCAACCUCUCAAAUUCCAUUAAAAAAAUUACACCUCUCCCCUCUUUUCUCUCUCUCUCUCUCUCUCUUUCUCUCUCCAAAACCCACAACAAUCUCAUCUUUUUCUUCAUUUCUAUCACCACGAAAAACAAACCAAACAAAAUAAAAACACCACAAUUCAUUUCUCUCCUCACCACCACCGCCAACAGACAUGGCUCAGAAGAGAGAGAAAGAAGAGACCGAGCUCAAGGUCCCCACGCCCAUCCCCACCCCUCCGAAGCUCGAUCCAACCUCCACCUCGGCCAGAUCGUCGGUCACGGAUCAAGCGAUUCGAUCGGCGCCUGGAUCGGACAGAUCGGGUCCGGAUUCGGAUCCGGACGCGGUAAUCGCUCCUCCUCCUCCUACUCCCACGCGGCGACGGCAGCAGACGGCGGCUGCAGAGGCGGCGGAGAGGAGGGAGGUGAAUCGGUGCUCCGGUUGCCGGCGGAAGGUCGGGUUGACCGGAUUCAGGUGUAGGUGCGGGGAUCUGUUCUGUUCGGAGCACCGGUACUCCGAUCGGCACGACUGUAGCUACGAUUACAAGGCCGCCGGCCGGGAGGCGAUAGAGCGAGAGAAUCCCGUGGUCAGACCGGCCAAAAUCCUCAAGGUCUGAAGAAGGAAGAAAUUAUUCGUAGAAGAGAAGACGUAGAUCAAAAGAUCAAAAAAAAAAAUUAUUCGUGUUUUUUUUUUCCUCCAUAGGAUUCUCUUGGCCGGGUGGAACCGGGGGGUGUUGAUUGUUGGUUGGGCCUGGGGUAUGUUGAUGUAAAAUUAGGGGAAAGAGUGAGGGUGUUAUGGUCAUUUGAAUUUGUUGUUCGUAAUGGAUUUUUAUUUCUCUAUUUAAAAACGAAA